Molecule: messenger RNA, 576 nt
Organism: Trichobilharzia szidati
Lineage: Eukaryota; Metazoa; Platyhelminthes; Trematoda; Strigeidida; Schistosomatidae
Source: the annotation of a GenBank genome assembly
AUGGAAUUUUACUUUACAUUGACUAAGAAGCUAAGUAAAUAUACUUGGAGUGUCCAGACGUUUAAAAUGAAUGAACCAAAUGGCGUCGGACCAACCUUCGCAGAUGCUUGUGAUGAUGGUGAACUUAUCAGUAUCUGUUGCCUUUGUGGAAAGACAUUCAGUAGCCAAAGUCUUUUACACAAACACUUUGAAUUAAUGCAUGAAGGUACAGAGAUAGAUACUGAACAAUAUGAUCUGAGUGGAUUUGCUGCUAUGGGAAAUGAACAAGGCCGCAAAAGUAAUGGAGAAGAAGAUCCAAAUUUCCGAGUUUUAAAUUGUGCAUUCUGCAAUAAAGUGUUUACCAAACACUGUAAUCUAAACACACACAUCAAAGCAGUGCAUAAAGGUGUAAAGCCUUUCGAAUGUACAUACUGUUAUAAAGGUUUUACUCGAAACUCUGAUCUUCAUAAACAUAUUGAUGCCGUUCAUAAAGGUCUUAAACCAUUUGGAUGUGAGAUAUGUCAGCGAAAUUUCUCUCAAAAGUCAAGCUUAAAGCGGCACAUAGAAGCUAUCCAUGAAGAUCCUCGGCAUCGCUGA